Messenger RNA from Helianthus annuus (common sunflower), 1445 nucleotides. Its product is annotated as GATA transcription factor 24. Gene Ontology annotation, biological process: regulation of DNA-templated transcription. The coding region runs from base 181 to 1131 and encodes 316 amino acids. The transcript has 7 exons. Gene Ontology annotation, molecular function: protein binding; sequence-specific DNA binding; zinc ion binding. Lineage: Eukaryota; Viridiplantae; Streptophyta; Magnoliopsida; Asterales; Asteraceae. The record is from RefSeq and is a predicted model, not a curated record.
AGCAUAUGGAGCGCGUGCAUCACAUUUUCAAUCAAAGUCCAAAAUUGUGAAAUCCUCAUCUGCUAAAACUAGGGCUCCAAAAACUUGCUUUUUCCCCCUUUCUAAAAACAUACAAAUCAUUCGCUUCAAUUCACCUCAAAAUCAUAUUCAAUUUCACCUUCUGCUUCAUGCAAUUGAAGAAUGUCGGAAACCAACACGAACAACCACCAUCAUUCAUCAAUCUACGAAUCCGUAAACCUACAACCAGCUAAUCUCCACCACCACCACCACCAUCAUCAACAUCAACAUCAUCAACACCACAAUAACAACGAUGUGGUUGUUCAAGAAGACGAUGAUGUUGCAGGUGGUGCUGAAGAGUCCAUAGAUAACCCUAGCCAGAUCCGUUACGAUCCUCAUCAUCAUAAUAAUCAGCAGCAGCAUCAUGGUUUGCAGGAAGGUGGAAUGGAGGAUAUGAGGGUUACGGAUGCUGAAAUUCACCCCUUGUAUGUUCCGGAUGCUGAGAUGCAUCCGGUUAGUGCUGGUGGUGGAGCUGCUGCUGGUGUUGAUCAGCUUACACUGUCGUUUCAAGGGGAAGUUUAUGUUUUUGAUGCUGUUUCGCCCGAAAAGGUGCAAGCUGUGUUGUUGCUAUUGGGUGGGUAUGAGGUACCAACUGGUGCUCCGACUUUGGGGAUGCCUCCUCAAAACCACAGGGGUUUGACUGAAUUCCCUGCAAGAUCAAGUCAACCACAACGGGCUGCUUCAUUGAGUCGGUUCAGAGAAAAGCGAAAAGAAAGAUGCUUUGAUAAGAAAAUCCGUUAUAGCGUGCGGAAGGAAGUUGCUCUUAGAAUGCAGCGGAAGAAGGGUCAGUUUACAUCAUCCAAGGCAGUCUCUGAUGAAGCAGGUACAGCUACUUCAGAUUGGAACGGCGGUCCUGCCCAGGAUGAAGAAACAAUAUGUAGACACUGUGGAAUCAGCUCAAAGGCUACUCCAAUGAUGCGUCGUGGGCCUUCUGGCCCGAGAACAUUGUGCAAUGCAUGCGGACUCAAAUGGGCCAACAAGGGAGUUCUACGAGACCUUAACAAGGUUUCAGCAUCAGGAGCUCCAGACCCUACUGGAAAGUCUAUAGAGCAGGUGGGUUUCUUGUCAGAGUGACGUGGAAGCAAAUGAGACAGAUGCUGUAAAUGUGAAUGCUAUGAUAAUGGCCUCUAAUGGAGACGGUUCAGCUGUGGCACCUGAAAGGUAGGUUGGUGAGGCUAUAUUUGAAGAGAAAUAAGGGAAGAUGUUGCAUUCAUAAACAAACUCACAUUAGUUGUUACAAAGAUUGUAGAUAUAUCUGUUCAUGUCUUGAGGUCGCAUUGCUAAAUUAUCAAGAGAUUAUAAUUUACUUUUCGGAUUGUGAGUUUCUUCGUUUCUGUAUGUUUUGAACAGUUCUACUCUAUUUCUGAUCUAUUCACAGUGGUAACAAA